Molecule: messenger RNA, 3126 nt
Organism: Aquila chrysaetos chrysaetos
Lineage: Eukaryota; Metazoa; Chordata; Aves; Accipitriformes; Accipitridae
Gene: ANKRD13B
Product: ankyrin repeat domain 13B
Cellular component (GO): cytoplasm
Molecular function (GO): protein binding
Source: RefSeq, a predicted model, not a curated record
CCCCCGUUCCCGAGCCCCGCGCCCCCCGCUCCGCCCCACGCCGCGCCGCGCCCGCCGCGCCGCUCCAGCAUGCACGGAGGAUGCUCGCGUCUUGCUCAGGCAGGAAGGGGCCGGAGGGCAGGUACCCGCUGCAUUACCUCGUCUGGCACAACCGCGCCCGUGACCUGGAGCGGGAGCUCAGCGCCAAGCAGGCCGACAUUGAGCAGCUGGACCCCCGAGGACGUACCCCGCUGCACCUGGCCACCACGCUGGGUCACCUCGAGUGCGCCAGGGUGCUGCUGAAGCAUGGCGCUGACGUGGGCAAGGAGAACCGCAGCGGCUGGACAGUCCUGCAGGAGGCCGUGAGCACCCGCGACCUGGAGCUGGUGCAGCUGGUCCUGCGCUACCGCGACUACCAGAGAGCCAUCAAGCGCCUGGCCGGGAUCCCCAUCCUGCUGGAGAAGCUGCGCAAGGCCCAGGACUUCUACGUGGAGAUGAAGUGGGAGUUCACCAGUUGGGUGCCGUUGGUGUCCAAGAUCUGCCCCAGUGACACCUACAAGGUGUGGAAGAGCGGCCAGAAUCUGCGGGUGGACACCACGCUGCUGGGCUUCGACCAUAUGACCUGGCAGCGGGGCAACCGCAGCUUCGUCUUUCGGGGACAAGACACCAGCGCGGUGGUUAUGGAGAUCGACCACGACCGACGGGUGGUCUACUCGGAGACGUUGGCCCUGGCCGGCCACGACCAGGAGGUGCUGCUGGCUGCUGUGCAGCCCACCGAGGAGCAGGUGAUGGGGCGGCUGACGGCCCCCGUCGUCACCACCCAGCUCGACACCAAGAACAUCGCCUUUGAGAGGAACAAGUCCGGGAUCCUGGGCUGGAGGAGCGAGAAGACGGAGAUGGUGAACGGGUACGAGGCCAAGGUCUACGGCGCAUCCAACGUGGAGCUGAUCACGCGGACGCGGACCGAGCACCUCUCGGACCAGCACAAGGGCAAGAGCAAAGGCAGUAAGACCCCCCUGCAAUCCUUCCUGGGCAUCGCCGAGCAGCACGUGGGGCCCAACAACGGGACGCUGAUCACGCAGACGCUGAGCCAUGCCAACCCCACCGCCAUCACCCCUGAGGAGUACUUCAACCCCAACUUCGAACUGGGCAACCGAGACAUGGGGCGGCCCAUGGAGCUCACCACCAAGACACAGAAGUUCAAGGCGAAGCUGUGGCUGUGCGAGGACCACCCGCUGUCCCUCUGCGAGCAGGUUGCCCCCAUCAUUGACCUCAUGGCAAUAAGCAACGCGCUCUUCGCCAAGCUGCGGGACUUCAUCACCCUGCGCCUCCCGCCGGGCUUCCCCGUCAAGAUCGAAAUCCCCCUCUUCCACGUGCUCAACGCCCGCAUCACCUUUGGGAACCUCAACGGGUGCGACGAGCCCGUCAGCUCCCUGCGGCACAGCCCCAGCAGCGAGGCACCCUCGCCCAGCAGCGACUCCUCCAGCGUCAGCAGCUCCAGUUCCCUGACCUCGUGCCGGGCGUGCGAGAUGGACCCGGCGCUGUUCGAGGUGCCGCGGGGGUACAGCGUGGUGGGCACCCACCAGGACGCCCUGCGGGAGGAUGAGGAUGACCUGCUGCAGUUCGCCAUCCAGCAGAGCCUGCUGGAAGCGGGCAGCGAGUACGACCAGGUCACCAUUUGGGAAGCGCUAACCAACAGCAAACCGGGCACCCACCCCAUGUCGCACGAAAGCCGCCGAGGAGACAGGUUGGUAAGGUCCGGCCAGCCCCCCCCCCCAUCCCGGGGGGGGUGGUGGUGGUGGUGGGGGAAAGCGGGAGUGGGUGCCAGGCCCACGGGGACCCCCGCUGAGACCCUGCCACCCCCCCCCCCCCCCCCCAGGACUCCCCAGCACACGGCGGCCCCCCGUCCCCCAGUCACCCCAGCCCCGGGGGGGGGGCGGGGGGGGCCCAGCGCCCUGUUCCCCAGUUACGCGGAGCAGCUGCGGCUGGCCAUGGCGCUGUCGGCGCGGGAGCAGGAGGAAGCCGAGCGCCGGACACGCCAGGAGGAAGAGGAGCUGCAGCGGAUCCUGCAGCUCUCGCUGACGGAGAAGUGACCCCGUGCCCCCGCUGAGCCCCCCCCCCCCCCUUUCACCCCGAUGGGGCUGGGGGAUGCGGCUGGUGCCGUGUACGGGGGCACGGAGGGGGAGCGGGAUGGGGGGAGCCAGCCCAAGCACUGCGGAGGGCAAACGGGGAGGGGGGGGGGGGGUGUGCUGGAUUUGGCCCUGGUGUAGGGGAGAUCGUCCCCAUCGCCGGAGCGGCACUGAGGUGUUGGGGGGGGGGGGGGGGGAGCACCCCACAGCAGGACAGGGUGAGGGUGGGGGCGGGUGACAGCCCUGCAGCGGGGGUGACGGGGACCAGGGGUGACAACCCCGCAGACUGUACCCCACUCCUGGGACAGCCCUAGCCCCCCACCCCAACCGCCCUAUGGGGUGCUGCUCAGCCCCUCACCCCAGGAAGGCGGUGGGGGGCACAUCCUGCCUCAAAUGGGGGGGGGGGCUGUCGCUCGUGUGAGGCUGCCGCUCAUGUGGGGGUCCUGAGGUGCCCCCAGAGCUGGGGGGGGGGGCUCUGCCCAGCCCCCCUCGCCCCCCCUCUGCCCAGGCGCUACCAAGUGCACUUACCCGGGAGCUGCUCUGCCUGCCAACGGGGGGGGGGGGGGGGUGUCAGCCCCAUUGCACCCCACAGCCAGCGCGGGGCUGCACAGCCGCCCCCCCCCCCCCCCCAGCGUGGGGGUCCGCUGAGGCAGCCAAGGGGGUGCCUGCAAAAGGCCGCCCAGUGUCACCCCCCCCCCUUACUCCCUGCUCGCAUGCCCCCCCCCCCCUUGGCAGCGCUGCACCCCCUCGUCCUGGGCACUGACCCCGAGAGAAACCUUACGUCAAAUGGUGCUAACCCCCGGCUCCCCCCGCCCCGGGCUGCUCCUCCUUUGCACACAGGGGACCGGGGGCUGUAAGGGGGGGGGGGGCCGGGUUUGCUCCCCUGGGACUUUUCGUAGCGGCCCCCCCCCCCCCCCCAUCACCACUCCAUGCACCCCACAAGCGACGUCUGGGCCAGGGCCGGGGGAGCCCGAGCAGCUCCGAGCGCGGCCAACACCAAUAAAUGCUCUUUAAUGUU